This is a messenger RNA of Boleophthalmus pectinirostris (great blue-spotted mudskipper), 4142 nucleotides long. It is a transcript of the gene bmal1a, whose product is annotated as basic helix-loop-helix ARNT like 1a. Gene Ontology annotation, molecular function: protein dimerization activity; RNA polymerase II cis-regulatory region sequence-specific DNA binding; DNA-binding transcription factor activity, RNA polymerase II-specific. Bases 341 to 2245 code for a protein of 634 amino acids. Lineage: Eukaryota; Metazoa; Chordata; Actinopteri; Gobiiformes; Gobiidae. The transcript has 20 exons. The record is from RefSeq and is a predicted model, not a curated record. Gene Ontology annotation, biological process: regulation of transcription by RNA polymerase II; circadian rhythm. Gene Ontology annotation, cellular component: transcription regulator complex; cytoplasm; aryl hydrocarbon receptor complex.
GGUCCGACAGGCAUGACGGUGAAGAGAAACUGGGUCACCGACAGAAAAUCGUUUAUGUCACAGUUCUAUGGACUGCUAUUACGCGUUAUUCACUGACUUUAAAUGGAUCCUGACUUCUGCUGAAUGUACUAGUUGGACUAGUUGUGCCUGUAGCUGAAACAUAAGAUCAUAUCGAGGCAAGGAGGACUAAACCCCACCAAACCGAAUGAAACUAGGUCAGACCGAAUCCCAUCAGACCCAGACCAAUUCAACACGGAGCAGACCAGACUGAUCCACCCAAAGCCAGGGCCAUCCAGGAGCGCUGUUCCAGUCUCCAGUCCAGUUGAGGGCUCCAGUGUGGAUGGAAGGAGAUGAUUUUAACACAGAAGCUGUGAUGAACAUCUGUGAUGACCUGAUGGCAGAUCAAAGGAUGGACAUCUCGUCUACCAUGUCAGACUUCAUGUCCCCGGGCUCCACUGAUCUCAUCUCCAGCUCCAUCAGCACGCCCGGCAUGGACUACACCCGCAAGAGGAAGGGGAGCACCACGGACUACCAAAUUGACGGAUUUUCAUUUGAUGACAUGGACCCAGACAAGGAUAAACUGGGGAGUGACCAACAGGGCCGGAUAAAAAAUGCCAGGGAAGCUCACAGUCAGAUCGAGAAGAGGCGUCGGGAUAAAAUGAACAGCUUCAUCGAUGAGCUGGCUUCGCUGGUGCCCACAUGCAACGCCAUGUCCCGCAAACUGGACAAGCUCACAGUGCUGCGCAUGGCUGUCCAGCAUAUGAAGACACUCAGAGGUGCUGCAAACCCAUACACAGAAGCAAACUACAAACCUUCUUUUCUCUCAGACGAUGAGCUCAAACACUUAAUAUUGCGAGCAGCAGAUGGGUUCCUCUUUGUUGUUGGGUGUGAUCGUGGCAAAAUCCUCUUUGUUUCCGAAUCUGUUUAUAAGAUUUUAAACUACAGUCAGAAUGACUUGAUUGGACAGAGUCUGUUUGACUACCUUCACCCCAAGGAUAUCGCAAAGGUCAAAGAACAGCUGUCGUCUUCUGAUACAGCUCCACGAGAGAGGCUCAUCGACGCUAAGACUGGUCUUCCCGUUAAGACAGACAUCACCCCCGGACCCUCUCGACUGUGCUCGGGGGCCAGACGCUCCUUUUUCUGCAGAAUGAAGUGUAACAGGCCGUCUGUCAAAGUGGAGGACAAAGACUUCCCUUCAACCUGCUCCAAGAAAAAAGCUGAUCGAAAGAGCUUCUGCACCAUCCACAGCACAGGCUACCUGAAGAGCUGGCCUCCCACAAAGAUGGGCCUUGAUGAAGACAAUGAGCCAGACAAUGAAGGGUGUAACCUGAGCUGCCUAGUGGCUAUUGGCCGAUUGCAUCCUCACAUCGUCCCUCAGCCCAGCCUCGCAGACAUCAGAGUCAAACCCACGGAGUAUGUGUCCAGACAUGCCAUCGACGGCAAGUUUGUGUUUGUUGACCAGAGAGCAACAGCAAUCCUCGCCUACCUGCCCCAAGAGCUGCUCGGGACCUCCUUCUAUGAAUAUUUCCAUCAGGACGACAUCAGUCAUCUGGCAGAGUGUCACAGACAAGUGCUGCAGAUGAGAGAGAAAAUAAACACCAACUGUUACAAGUUUAAAAUAAAAGAUGGCUCCUUCAUCACGCUCCGCAGCCGCUGGUUCAGCUUCAUGAACCCCUGGACAAAGGAGGUGGAGUACAUCGUGUCCACAAACACGGUUGUAUCGUGUCCCAUGAUGGAAGGGUCAGACUACCCUCAGUCUGCAGCUUCUCCACAGAGUAUGGACAGUGUUCUCACAUCAGAGGGCGGGGGGCGAAGAGCAUUGCAGACAGUGCCUGGAAUUCCAGGUGGGACAAGAGCAGGGGCUGGCAAGAUUGGCCGCAUGAUCGCUGAAGAAGUGAUGGAGAUUCAGAGGAUCCGAGGUUCCUCACCUUCCAGCUGUGGCUCUAGUCCUCUGAACAUCACCAGCACCCCUCCUCCAGACACCUGCUCACCGGGAGGGAAAAAGAUUCAAAAUGGAGGAACGCCUGAGCUGCCGAUCAUUCCUGGACCUGACUCUGUGGGCUACCCCUACUCGAACCAGUCCAUUAUGAGUGACAACUCCCACCUCAGUAUAGACAUCAUAGACGAACCGGGAUCCAGCAGUCCCAGUAACGAGGCGGCGAUGGCGGUCAUCAUGUCCCUUUUGGAGGCAGACGCCGGGCUAGGGGGUCCCGUGGACUUCAGUGACCUGCCCUGGCCUUUGUAAUGGUCCAAUGACUCCUGUUUGCCCCAGAGCCACUGCUGGACUACCCCAUGACUACACUGUAAAAAACACAAGCCUUCUUAAAAGAUCACUAGGUAUAGACAGGGUGCAGAGCUGCCGCUGUUUGGAUCCACUCCAAGUCAUCAUUCCAAGUGACCCGGAACACAAGAAGGAUAUGAACAGAUUAUCCCAGCGGUCCAGCUUCAACAUUAAACAACACUUAACUUUCUAUGCUGUGAUGAGAUGGCCGCUUUGCAGUGUUUAGUAAAAUGUUUUUCAUAACCAGAGUAACACGUCUGACUGAACUUUGUCUAACAGUGACUCUGCCUCGGCCAACACUGGACUCCUGCGCUAUCCUGAGAUGGUUUAUCUUUACAGUAGAGUUACAGCAGGUCUCAUGGGACAGACACAAAGCAGAAAGCACAGCGCUCCUCUACUGGAGGUUCAUCUGGGAACGGUCCCUCCUUCACUCAACCCCAAAAGGUCUACACGAUUAGGCUGCUCUGGUCAAGUGUGCAAUAGAGGUCUUUUCUAGACUGCUUCUCACCAUAUUGCAGUAAAUGACUCCCAGCAUUGGCAAAGAGCAAUCAUUCAAGUUGAUUUAUUCCUAAAUAUUAAUGCAAUGCACAAAUCAAGUGAAAUACAAUGAGAAACUGGAUUGUAUCAGACUGUGAAGACCUCUACUAUUGAAUUAAAACCUGAGAUGUAAUAUCUUGUAACUCUAAGGCUUUGGAUCUAGAAGGAAAAGUAUUGUUCACUGCCAUUAGCUGCACUCUGCUCUUGUACCGCUCCCUGUUCAGCAUCAGCAGAAAGCUCUGACGUCAGGGUCACACUGCCUCUCCACUACUUCACAUACGGUUCACUGAGCCCAAAGCCCAAAUACUACCACAGGAAAUGUGCUCAAACAAAUGGCUGUUGGGUGGCUUUGUGCGGCUGAUCAUGGGUGAUGUUCAAAUACCUCUGAGCUGGUUAGUGCUUUGUGAUACUCUGUGAGCCAAAAGGUGGCUACUUAAAACAUUCAAUGCAAACUAGCUUCGAGCUGAGAGGGCUAAUCUGUAGAAAGCUACGCAACAGGGUAGUACUGGUAUAGGAAUGAUGUUCUCUAAUCACUCUCUGUGGUCGGAGGUGGAGGGGGGGGUCUCUCAUAUUUCCAACAGAACUCUGCUCUUACAAAGGCUCUGUGUGAUUAGAGGAGGACUGGGCCUGAAGGAGGGUCCUGUCAUAUAAGAACUUAAUUAUUAUUUACAUUUUAAAGGUUGCCAUGGAGACAGAAGACAUCAUUACAUUAAAGCCACCAAACAAGAUAAAAUAAAUUGAGUUUACACAAUUGUUAACCUGUCUCUCUAAUUUAGUGUAGUCUUGAUAUUAAUACACUUAAUGAAAAACUGUAAAAAUGCUGUCAAUGUUCAGUUUAUUAGUAAAACAAAAAUCUUAAAAUGGGGCUUAUAUAUUUUGGGACCACAGUGCGAUUAAAUGUAAAAUUAAGCUUGAUUUCUUCCAUUGGCAAUGAAAACAAAUCUUGAAUUUUUUCCCAUUGUUUCCCACUCUAUUGUUCUUAGCGUUUCCACAUAGAAAAUGGAUACAACAUUGGAGACACCUUGUGGCCUCUUGCUGUAUUACACCCAAACUCCCUCAUGUAUCCAGCGUCUGCCCAGCCCUCCUCCAAUGAGACGGCAGCUUUCUUCCCCUGUUUCCUCUGGUCCAGUGGUUUUCUGUUCAAUGUUUCUACACUACAACACAGUGUCCCCAUGUUGCUACCCCUCCCACUGACAAUAAUGUAUCAGAUCUUUAAAUAUUAUCAUGUAAGAGUAUACUUUAUGCAAAUAUAUAUGAGUAUGAUGAGUGUAUUGUAUGUAUCAGCAGUGAAAUAUUUUUCAAAUAAAAUUAUUUGUUUCUGUCA